CUGACACAGUUUGACAGCCGCCACAGCGCCCGUCUUCGCGCUCCGCGAUGCGUGGAGGCGCCAAACAGUGUGUCGUCGCAUAAUGGAGCCUCCUGGAUACGAAAGGACGUGAUCGAUCCUCCGAGCUUCGCUCAGUGAUGUGCGCAAGCAUGUUGACCGUGAAUCCGGUCGAGCUUUCCCAUCUUUGGCACGGAGAGCUUGGCGCGAUGAACGGUGAUUGGUGGAGAUGGCCAAGCUUCGAACCGCGCACCUCAAACGUUACGGAAAGCUUGGAGACAACACCUGCUUCAUGUCUGUCGAGCAAACCACAAUGACACCGGGACCUAAGCUAUACACGGCGCUGUUAAGGGCACUCGGGGGAAAUGAUGAGGCAAUUCGCGUUCUGGCUACGGAAUCUUCUCCAGGUGUUCCUCGCGACCGCGCACACGGGUCGGUCAACGCCUCGGCCCUGCCAGUUCUGGAAGUUAAACGCUCAGAAAACAACAUCAGGCCAUUUUGUCCAGGUUGCGUGGUUUCGAAGCUGUUGGGAUUCAACCAUCACGAGCAAUUGACCAUUGACCUUGGCUCGAAUGCCCUCGGGAUUAACAACGACCUUGCGCAACGGCAUCGCAAAGGAGGGUCCACAGCAUCAAUGGCCUUUCAGAACCAGCGCCUGCAUCUCUGUUACCCGGUUUGAAGUUUGAUUAGCCGUUAUGCUUACCAUAGCGACCACGUUGUAGUGGACACCAUGGCGCGUUGCUCAUGCGAUGGUGCGGGCAAGAUCUGACGAGGGCGAUCAACGGA
Molecule: messenger RNA, 783 nt
Organism: Paraphaeosphaeria sporulosa
Lineage: Eukaryota; Fungi; Ascomycota; Dothideomycetes; Pleosporales; Didymosphaeriaceae
Exons: 1
Coding region: 227-676 (149 amino acids)
Source: RefSeq, a predicted model, not a curated record